Eruca vesicaria subsp. sativa (arugula) is the source of this 1065-nucleotide messenger RNA. NCBI's taxonomy places the organism in Eukaryota, Viridiplantae, Streptophyta, Magnoliopsida, Brassicales, Brassicaceae. The record is from the annotation of a GenBank genome assembly.
AUGGAGUUCUGGGGAGCUAAAGUUAAAGCCGGCAAGACUCUCAAAGUGAAUCCUGGUGAAAACUGUCUCAUCCACAUUUCUAAGGCUUGUCUCGGUAAAGCGAAAAAGGGAGUAUCAGCCCACUUGUAUGCCACCAUUGAUGACAAGAAACUCCUCCUUGGAACACUCUCUCAAGACAUCAGCUUUGAUCAUCUCCUCUUCGACAGAGAAUUCGAGCUCUCCCACAGCUUGGACAGAGGAUCUGUCCAUUUCACUGGAUACAAAUCCAAAGUCUCCACAAAGUCCAAGCCUAGUGCUUCAGAUGAUGAUGAUGAUGAGGAGGCAUUUGUAGAGAUGGUCCACUCUGCAAAAACAAUGAAGGAUUUGAUGUAUCCUAGUGAUCCAGAUAAUCUCUUACUAACAAAAGAGGAUCUAGAGAAAUCGGUACCAGAGAAAUGUACAAAAGCUCUAACAACAGUUCCCUCUUAUCCUCGCGAAGAUCCUGUCUUAACAGAUUCAGAUGAGGAAUUUCUGUCGCCCACUCUCCUGAUUAUGAGUAAUAUCGACAUUAAUUCUACCAGAGCUGACAUUACAAAAUUCAUCCAAGAUAAUUGCAACGUGCAAGUUCGUAACAAUAAUAUUAUGCUGGUAUCGACGGUGAAUGAGGAGAGUAAUAUGCCAGAGCUUGAAGCUCAUAUCGAGUUCCGGUCUAAUCAGGAACUAAAACUGGCAAGAAAAUUGAAUGGUCAUCUAAUGGGCGAGUCUCGUAUUUUCUGUGAAAGAACACUUGGCAGCUUACGUGUGUUUUUCGUCUCUGGAUUCAACCGUGAUCGGAGUGAAGAUGAUCUUAAGCGACAAAUAGGGGAAAAAUUUAAAGCAUGUGGAGCACUGAAGAAGAUAGUUUUGCCUAAAGAGCAAGAACAUUUGCUAGGGUAUGUUAGGUUUGGUUACAUAGUCAUGGACACAACAUCUGAAGAAAUGGUGUUAAGCAUGGAUUCAACUAUCAUGGGAGGCGAAGAAAUCUGUGUUGAGAGUGUUAAUCCAAGAGGUAGAGUUUUUAAAGCUUUAAUGGAAUCUGAAGGUUAG